Messenger RNA from Myotis myotis, 707 nucleotides. RefSeq names its product prolyl-tRNA synthetase associated domain-containing protein 1. The transcript has 2 exons. Gene Ontology annotation, molecular function: aminoacyl-tRNA deacylase activity. Bases 39 to 608 code for a protein of 189 amino acids. Lineage: Eukaryota; Metazoa; Chordata; Mammalia; Chiroptera; Vespertilionidae. The record is from RefSeq and is a predicted model, not a curated record.
CCAGAGGCGGUCCGAUAGGCGCUCUCAUCAACCUCCAGAUGCCAGGCGCUUCCUCGCCCACGGUCGCUCCCGCUGGCCACGACAGCGGCAUGGCGGGCGCUGAGUUGCGGGCAGCGCUCGAGCAGAGGCUCGACGCCCUCGCCAUCCGCGCGGAGGUCGUGGAGCACCCGGAGGUGUUUACAGUUGAAGAAAUGAUGCCUCAUGUCCAACAUUUGAAAGGAGCACACAGUAAGAACUUAUUUCUUAAAGACAAAAAGAAAAAAGGCUAUUGGCUGGUGACAGUUCUUCAUGAUCGACAAGUUAAUUUAAAUGACCUUGCCAAGCAGUUAGGUGUCGGGAGCGGAAAUCUGCGGUUCGCUGAUGAGACGGCCAUGCUAGAAAAGCUAAAAGUUGGCUCAGGCUGUGCCACACCCUUGGCACUAUUCUGUGAUGAUGGAGAUGUGAAAUUUGUUCUGGACUCUGCUUUUUUGGAAGGUGGACAUGAAAAGGUGUACUUUCAUCCAAUGACCAAUGCUGCAACCAUGGGGUUGAGCCCUGAAGACUUUCUUACAUUUGUGAAGAAGACAGGACAUGAUCCCAUAAUACUGAAUUUUGAUAAAAACAACUAAUUGGGCCAAUGUUUAGAAUAUGUUUACAUCUGGAAGCUGUUUUUCUUAUUUCUAAUUUGUAAAAAGCAUUAAAAGUAAUAAGAAUAUUUAGCACCUUGA